CGUAAUAUCAAGAAUGUUAAAUUAAGUUGCAUAUCUAACCUGACUUUAAGCAACGAAUACAAUGUUUUAUUGUGUAAUGUCAGCAGAUAUAUGUUAAAUUCACAAUAGUUUGCAUUGAAUUUUUUCUGAGGUGUUGUCAAAAAGUCACAUAGCUUCAUAAUUCGAUACAGUGAGUGUGUCUUUUACGAAAAUUAACAUAAAGUGCAUUUACCAUUUAUAUAUCGCCAUUUAGUUUACAAAUACCUAGCAAACCAUUGUUUAUAUGUGGUUUCCGUUGCUCAAAUUCCUUGAUUAUUUUCGUUGUGGGAAACUUUUUCGUAUCUUUAUAAAAGCGACUGCAACUUUUUAAAUAUCCUUCAAGUGAUGCGGACACUUCUGUAAGUUGCGUAUUAUUAAUGUAGCCGGUUUUUGUGUUAGAUACAUUGUAAAGUGCGAGAAGGCGGAACUUUUCUCGUUUGUUGUGAAGUUUGUCUGGUUAAAUGGGUUUGGCUCUUGCACGGUGAGAGGGAUGGACACUAGUUUUGGUCCUGCAGCUGAGGAAGAGAGACUGGCACUUUUAUUCAAUCUUUGGUACUUUGGAGAUGAACAUAGAUGCACUAUUGAAAAACAAUUGGAGAGACCCGAACCUACAGUAGCGAUUUUACAAUGAACUUUUAAGGGAAUGUGCUCAAACAAUUCCAUUUGUAUAGGAAAGAAACUCAAAGAAUGUUAUGAGGCCUUCUCGGCUCAGCCCGGCAGUUGCGCAGUUGGAACACUGUGGUCCUGUUAACAGCAAUGAUAAGGAAUACCUGUCGUGCGUAAACCAGCAUUUAAAUCAAGCGAUUCAAAUAGAAGACCUGAAGAUGUGCAGCUCUUUUGAAUCUCCGGUCUCAGUAGCAGCAGACGAUCUUGACUUGGUCUGUUGCAUGGAUAGAGCCGUUGUGUCGUACAUCAGUGGAGUGAAAAGCGACACAUCCUCGGUUGGAAGUAACAUACAUCAUGACCCUGAUACAUUGUCCUCCUUCUUAUUCUCCUCUUCUUCGUCUUUUAGCACCUUUUCUCCAUCUUUCUCUUCUCCUUCUUCCAGCCAUUCCUCAGGCACCGUGUCCGAGUUUCAGUUGACGUCUCCAUCUCUUUCCACUCUCUGCGGUCCACCUGAGGGCCAGGACCUUCUCUUCAAUUGUACGCAACAGGAGCAACCUCCAGAAAGGUGUCUGUUUCCCAAGUCUCCCAAGUUAGAACAUGUUUCUAAAUAUCAUAUUUGUAGGAAUAUAUGUAAGAAGCAUCUGCACUUCGAAAACAAAGAAAAACUGCUUCAGUAUCUCUGCACUGACUCGAACAAAGACAAGGAGGGAACUCAGCACUUUAAUGUUCACAAUAGUGAUGCCAAAGAACUUUCUACGCUACAACAAGACAAGAAUACUUUGGGACCUAGCAGGUUUAUUGGAGAUGGUGGAAUAAAUGGGCAUCAAAGUGAUGGACAGCCGUGUCAGUGGAUGGAUUGCAGGGCUACUUAUGGGCGGAAAGAAGAACUGGUGAGACACAUAGAGAAGGUUCACAUAGACCAGAGGAAAGGAGAGGACUUUACUUGCUUCUGGGCCGGAUGUGUCCGUCGACACAAACCCUUCAAUGCUCGAUACAAGCUGCUCAUUCACAUGAGAGUCCAUUCUGGUGAGAAACCAAACAAGUGCAUGUUUGAGGGAUGCAACAAAGCAUUUUCCCGUCUGGAGAACUUGAAGAUCCACCUACGCAGCCACACUGGAGAGAAACCUUACAUAUGCCAACAUCCUGGCUGUUUGAAAGCCUUCAGCAAUUCCAGCGAUCGGGCCAAACACCAGCGUACACACUUGGACACUAAACCAUAUGCGUGUCAGCUCCCAGGUUGCACCAAACGCUACACGGACCCCAGUUCCCUGCGCAAACACGUCAAAGCCCACUCCGGUAAAGCCCUGCAGACACAGGACAAGGGCCAGCUACGCAAUAAGGUGGAGCAGGAAGUUGUGGAUGUGUGCCUUGGCCUGCAGCAUCUCCAUGGCUAUAUUCCUGCUGUACAAAGCCCAGACCACAGGUGUUCUGGCUCUCUCACUAACAUUCUCCAGGAAAGCUUCACUGCAUACUCGGAGGACAAUGAAUCCGGCAGGGGAAGCAAAGCAAGAUCCAUCAGUAUGAGUCUGGACCAGUCAAACAGACACUGUAACAUGGAGCAUCACAACCAUCUGUCCAAUAACAAGAUCAGUCGGCCGAGAAUUUCUCAGUUGGUUUGUGGAAUCAACAUGAUUAACAGUACCAAUGAGCUACAGGCUGUCUCUGAAAGCCCGCAUCAAAAAUUCAACCAAAUGUUUAAUGAAGUACCACUAAAUCACCAAGUUUUUCAGGCCUCUUGUAAUCGGCUCGAGCACAUUUCUAAUAACGGAAGAGAGGAUCUGCUAAAUUUUGAACAAAAUGGAUUUGCUUUUACUUGUGUAAACUCAUCUGGCUACGGUCUGACCCAGGACACCUCUGCGGCGAGUGGAAAUCACCCUCCUUCCUUCUCUGUUCCGGUUGGCAUCUAUGACCGUUGCCUCAGUCAGAUCUGCUCUCUGUAGCUGGAAAAGUAAGCACCAGGUUUGAUCUGCCAGGGAACAGUGAUUUGUAAAGUGUGGGGGACAUGAAGGCAGGGGUCCUUGAGAAAGUAAAACUAAAUGAAAAUUCUCUAUCUCUACACUGUGUUGGGGCCACAUCCUCUGUCUGAGAUUCCUCAAGCAGUGAGUCAGAGAUAAGACUGUCUCUGUAAAUGAUGGCGGCGCUGAAAUUCCUCUGCUUCGGCACUGAUGUUGUAGCUUGUUUCUGCAUAGACACUGUGCUUUUCUAUUUGCCUAGAGUGUUGAGGAGGGAUGCUGUUUACAUUGAGGUGGUCACAUGACACCAUUUGUAAUGUCAUUUUGUUGUAUUUUUCAUAUAUGUGUUGCC
Molecule: messenger RNA, 2928 nt
Organism: Triplophysa dalaica
Lineage: Eukaryota; Metazoa; Chordata; Actinopteri; Cypriniformes; Nemacheilidae
Gene: glis1a
Product: zinc finger protein GLI4
Exons: 9
Coding region: 711-2564 (617 amino acids)
Biological process (GO): regulation of transcription by RNA polymerase II
Cellular component (GO): nucleus
Molecular function (GO): DNA-binding transcription factor activity, RNA polymerase II-specific; RNA polymerase II cis-regulatory region sequence-specific DNA binding
Source: RefSeq, a predicted model, not a curated record